UUCAAAAAUGCCCCUGCUGUUCCACCGAAGAAGCAUUGCAUGUCGAACCGUAGUUCUUUCGACACCCAGAGAUGCCGGUUUAAAAGAAAUUUGGUUAAUGUGCGAGGUGUAACCCGAACGGUUGUUUGAUCGCUUUUGCUUUUUUGUCUGGGGCUGUACAAAUUGAGAGACAGAGAACCCGGGCACAUAACAGGCCCGACCUGAACAGCAGCCCUCCCCCUUUUUUGUAGUCAAACAGUUAAACCAAGGUUUGAAAAUCGACUGAUGCCUUGUUGGAAGCCAGACAGCUAGCUGAUUUAGCCCGUUCUUAUGGAGAUUAUUUCGAUGCAGGUGACAAACAGCAUGUUUAGUGCUACGAGAAAGAAGUUUGUAGAGGGGGUCGACAGUGAUUACCCAGAUGAGAACAUGUACUACAGCCAGCCGUCGAUGUUCCAACAUCGAUCAGACAAAGAAAUGCUGGCGUCUCCAUCCCCAUCGUCGUCGGGUCAGCUGUCGCAGCUUGGUGCCAGUCUAUACGGGCCACAGAGUGCACUAGGGUUCCCUAUGCGGGGCGUAAGCAACAACACUCCUCAGUUGAAUCGCAGCUUAACUCAGGGCAGCCAGCUGCCGAGCCACGUCACCCCCACCACCGGAGUGCCCCCCGCCAUGCACACUCCGCCCUCGCCAAGCAGGGGGAUCCUGCCCAUGAACACGCGAAACCUGAUGAACCAUUCUCAGCAGGUCGGAGGUCAGGGGAGCAUGGGGGUCAGGACCAACAACAUGGGCAACUCGGGUCUGGGGAGCCCCAACAGGGCCUCGCCGAGCAUCAUCUGCAUGCCCAAGCAACAGCAGUCCCGGCAACCAUUCACGAUAAACAGUAUGUCCGGGUUUGGAAUGAACAGGAAUCCAGCGUUUGGAAUGAACAAUUCGUUAUCGAGCAACAUCUUCAAUGGAACGGACGGGAGUGAAAACGUGACUGGCCUGGACCUGUCGGACUUCCCGGCGCUGGCGGACCGGAGUCGGAGGGAAGGAAGCGGGAAUCCCACUCCUCUCCUAAACCCGCUGGCUGGGAGGGCUCCCUAUGUUGGAAUGGUCACAAAGCCGUCAAACGAACAGUCCCAAGACUUCUCAAUCCACAACGAGGACUUCCCUGCCCUGCCUGGGCCCAACUACAAGGACCCCACGUCGAACAGCGACGACAGCAAAACGAAUCUCAACUCUUCAGGCAGGAGCUCCAGCACCACAGACGGCCCUAAGUUCCCUGGAGACAAGAGCUCGACACCCCAGAACAACAACCAGCAGAAGAAAGGCAUACAGGUGUUACCAGACGGUCGGGUGACGAACAUUCCCGGGGGCAUGGUGACAGACCAGUUUGGGAUGAUUGGCUUGUUAACAUUCAUCCGGGCAGCAGAGACGGACCCGGGUAUGGUGCACCUGGCACUGGGCAGUGACCUUACGACGCUAGGCCUCAACCUCAACUCACCGGAAAACCUGUACCCCAAGUUUGCAUCUCCGUGGGCGUCAGCGCCGUGUCGACCCCAGGACAUCGACUUCCACGUUCCUUCUGAGUACCUAACCAACAUUCACAUACGGGACAAGCUUGCUGCAAUAAAACUGUCUCGGUAUGGAGAAGAUUUACUUUUCUAUCUGUACUACAUGAACGGAGGAGACCUCCUACAGCUGCUAGCGGCGGUAGAGCUAUUCAACCGGGAUUGGCGGUACCACAAGGAGGAGCGGGUUUGGAUAACUCGCGCACCAGGCAUGGAGCCCACUCUCAAGACCAACGCCUACGAGAGGGGGACCUACUACUUCUUUGAUUGUCUUAACUGGAGGAAAGUAGCCAAGGAGUUCCACCUGGAAUAUGACAAGCUAGAAGAAAGGCCCCAUGUGCCCUCCACAUUCAACUACAACCCAGCUCAGCAAGCCUUCUGAGAGACUUCCUUCCCCUCCUGCUCUAUCGACCAUGGGAGUAUGGCUGACUUCUUCCCCAGGUUUCACCAUCAGGGCCUGGCUGUCCCGGUUCUAGUCCUGGUUAACCACUCAAACAGACCUGCAGACAGCGAACGCCGGUGUGGCUGGCUCAACAGGCAUCCUGCUUUUUAUUCCUCGACGAUCGAUCCGGCUUAUUGACUUUAGGCCAAAGGGAGGGAAACCCAACAGCCAUUUUGGUUCAGAGCGGGUCCUUCCUGAAAAGCCUCACCCGAACCGAAAACAGACGCUCGUUUAUCUCUUUUUAAUACAUUUGUUUUAUUUCCCUCCUUUAUUAUUUUGGUCCUUUUCCAUUCGUUUUGUGGUUGUCGUUUUCAAAACAUUCUCAACCUUUCAUUUGCGCUUCAUGUUUUCAGACCUCCUCUCUGGUCAUGAGGUACAGUGAUGUAAUAAUUCACCAUCACACAUGCCAGUAAACUCAGACCUGACACUCAACACACACUCAACAGGACAAGGUCUUACAGUUACCCCGAAAAGUGUUUAGAGACAGUGUCGUGAAUAAUACAAUCAGACCUCAAACUACAGCAAAGGCAGACUAGAGGCCAGGAGAAAAUGCAAUGUUCAUAUUGUAGCACUAUUUCGUAAUAAAAGAACACAAAAUAUGUUUGUGGAUUUAUUAAUAUGUGAAGGCCGUAAUACAGUUUUGACCGAUCCAGGAACUCUCCCAAGCACAGGUUUUUUUUCCUCUUUUUAUUUCUCCGCCCAUUCCCUGUUCAUUCGUCAGCUCCUCCCCUAUUCCACCAUUUCUCCAUACUGUCUUUUGGCAGGUCUCUGCCUAGCCACAAUACAAUAAAUAUCAACCAAUCAGUGACUGUUAUAGUGACAGGACAUUCAUGUCUCCAGAUUCAGAGCAUCUUCCCUUAUUCCAGGAUGAACAGAACAGAGAAAGGGAGAAAAGCACUGUCCAAGUCUUUAUUGCAAUUUUGUAAUAAAAGUGUACUUUUUUUUUUUUUCCUUUUUUAAUUCUUUUUCUGGGGGACUCACAUCACAAAACAAUAAAGAUAUGUAUGUACGAAUGUGUAUAUAUUAUAUAUAUGACAUCUAUUUUGGAGAAGGUAGAAAAAGAAAAAACGAGAAGUCUAGAAUGUUGCCCGGCUGUACCUCAUUUUUUUGGAGGUGAGUACGGUGUGACACAAUUCUGGAUGUUAUCAUACGACACGGAUGAAACAGGAUUACCGGGGACCAUGCCUCUCAACAACAACCAUGGGUGAUGUGGAUUAAAGCAGGACUGUACUGGAGCUGGUGGAUAAAGGGGUGACGAUGGCCACUGGCCUAGGCACUUUGAUUUCGACAACCUCCCAAACGACUAAAGGACAACAACCGAACACAUACAACCAAUUGUGUACCAGAUAGGAUCUCUGAGCCAAUAAAAGAUAUCCGUACCCAUGUGAUAGCGUCUUAGAUGGGGGAUACGAUUGGAGGAAGAUGUGGACUGAGGCACUUCACUUUGGCUGUUUUCAACAGCAGCAUUUCAUAGGAAAAGAAAAACCCAAUAAAAAAAAUUAUGAUAAUGAAAACAAAACCUAUUGAUCUUGUAUUUUCUGAUCAAGUUCUUUAAACAAAAGCUGCUUCUCUUCAUAAUAAAGUAGAAAAGGCUUUCUCCUGUA
Esox lucius (northern pike) is the source of this 3575-nucleotide messenger RNA. RefSeq names its product CCR4-NOT transcription complex subunit 2. Gene Ontology annotation, biological process: regulation of stem cell population maintenance; regulation of DNA-templated transcription; nuclear-transcribed mRNA poly(A) tail shortening. The transcript is spliced from 15 exons. Lineage: Eukaryota; Metazoa; Chordata; Actinopteri; Esociformes; Esocidae. Gene Ontology annotation, cellular component: P-body; CCR4-NOT core complex. The record is from RefSeq and is a predicted model, not a curated record. Bases 310 to 1911 code for a protein of 533 amino acids.